Meriones unguiculatus (Mongolian gerbil) is the source of this 1449-nucleotide messenger RNA. Its product is annotated as keratin-associated protein 17-1. NCBI's taxonomy places the organism in Eukaryota, Metazoa, Chordata, Mammalia, Rodentia, Muridae. The transcript has a single exon. The record is from RefSeq and is a predicted model, not a curated record. The coding region runs from base 759 to 1103 and encodes 114 amino acids.
UGAGGCUGUGGGUAGCAGGUGUUGCCGUGAGCUGUGUGAAUGUCCAGCUCAUCGCAGCCUGGAGAGAAUGUGGCUCCCUGUCCUUCUGCAGUUUUAUGACGAGUCUAUCUGCAUUUCACAAGUCAGUUAUUACUCGUGACUGAUGCUCACCCGCCAAGCCUGAAUAAACAAAAGUGCACCACGCAUCCACAUACCUCACACAGACACAAAUAUUUGCUUUGUUCACGUGGCUGGGAAGAGAAUGCCAUUCUACCAGGGAUGAGCCACAGCACCAGACCCUCCACAGCAGUCCCUGAGCAAGCAGAAGCCUCACCCCGUUCUUACUCUUCUAGUUUCCUAGGGUCAGCAUCCACGAAAACAGGUUACAUGGCCAGCGAGAAGAGUCUCCUCCUUGCCGCCAGAGAAGAUGUGGGAGAGGAGCCAGAGCAGAUAGAUUCCUUGGCCGGCUUCCCUUCCUCUCUCCAACCUGGGCUAAUGACAGGUCUUUUCCCAGAUGUAUUUUUACCCUCUGGACAAAUAGCAGUUGGGACGAGUGGGGCUUUUUUUUAUGAGUUGAGGUACGCACGGCUGGAAAAUAAACAGCCGGCUAAUGAGACGUUCUUAUGGAAACCAGAAUAAAUAAUAACAAAGCAAACAUCCUGUGCCCCGUGCCAGCACCCCCGGGUGAGGGGAUAUAAAAGCUGCCGUCCAGCUGGCCGCUGUCAGACCUAGGGGAAAUUCGGCCGCGUUCCUGACCUGCGACCUUACCGGCUGGGACCAUGGGAUGCUGCCCGGGAGACUGCCUCAAUUGCUGCUCCCAGGAACAAGACUGCUGUGAGGAGUGUUGCUGCCAACAGGGCUGCUGCAGCUGCUGCGGCUCGUGCUGCGGUUGCUGCGGCUCCUGCUGUGGCUGCGGAGGUUCUGGCUGCGGAGGCUCUGGCUGCGGAUCUGGCUGCUGCGGGUCUGGCUGCUGCGGAUCUGGCUGCGGGGGCUGCGGAUCUGGCUGCGGGGGCUGCGGGGGCUGUGGAAGCAGCUGCUGUGGCAGCGGGUGCUGCGGCUCGAACAGCUGCGGUUGCUGUGGUCCGGUGUGCUGUCAGCCCUCACCUGUGUGCGAGACGAAAUGAAGACUUUCCCCGCUGUAACUGAGGGGAGAGCCUGCACCCGCUCCCUAUGGAAACCUCCUCCUCUCCUGACCCCUUCACAUCUCCAAGACAGUGACCUGCCUCUCAUGUUAUUUCUGAGAGGAGAGCUUGCCCUGGUGUCUAAGGCACUCAGGACCAAAGAGCCAUUUCCUGGCGAGAAAUUAAAGCUGGGUUCCAAAGAGGUGGUCACCAAGUUCAAUUUCCCUGGCUCUGUUUGCCUGAGGUCAAAUGCCUUGAAGCCAUGAGGCAUUCUCUUAAGCUUUGGACCUCUUGGUCCACCCUAGCUUUCUGCUCCUCUGAAACUUUGUCAACUUUUUAAUAAAUUCAA